GGAGUAUUAGCAGAGAAAACCCAGAUCCUAGCGGCGAGACUCUUGUUGCUCGAUGAGUUUUGAGAGGAUGUGAGGCAAUUUGCUAAUCUUAUUGUUGAUUGGGUUGCUUGGUUUCAAUGGAUGGAUGAUUUGGAAGGGCAGUGGGCUAGAAGGAUGUGGUUGUGCGGUGGAUAUGGAGAUCGAACGACAAUGGAGGAUGAAUCCAUUCCAGAUCGUUCAUGCUUUAAUCCAUCAUGGCGGCUGAUUGUCCUGCCUAUGUAUUAGAGUGGAGAUCGAAGCAGACUAUCGAUUGGAAAAACUGGAUCAUCAGGGCCACAGAUUGAUGCUUGAAGAGGAAGGGACAAACCUGGUUCUUCAUGGAAGAGGGGGCCUACUGGUCUGCCCCCUCCAGAACCGCCACCUUGGAGCGAUCAAGGUGAUAGGUUUGGAAGAUGAUGUUUCAAGAAAACUGAUAGGAAGGAAUUUGGAGCUUUUAUCAGUUAUUUUAUUUCUUAUGGUCUUAUAUUCACGUUAUGUUUAUUUACGUUGCUCUAUUUUUGUUGAUGUUUUUAGUUUUAGGUCUACAAUAAUAAUUUACAAUUGUGUUAGCUAUUAUGUUGUUAGAAGGAUCUAUAUGAGUUGUGAUUGUUGUGUCACACCCGUUUGGUGGUUAUCAAUUCGUAUUUCUCUUUCAGAAGUGAUCGUUUCUAAGUCUAGCCGUAGUGUUGAUAAUGAUGAUUACAAAUAGGUGG
Cuscuta epithymum is the source of this 731-nucleotide messenger RNA. The record is from the annotation of a GenBank genome assembly. NCBI's taxonomy places the organism in Eukaryota, Viridiplantae, Streptophyta, Magnoliopsida, Solanales, Convolvulaceae.